This is a messenger RNA of Trematosphaeria pertusa, 1284 nucleotides long. RefSeq lists its product as uncharacterized. Gene Ontology annotation, molecular function: peptidyl-prolyl cis-trans isomerase activity. The record is from RefSeq and is a predicted model, not a curated record. Gene Ontology annotation, biological process: protein folding; protein peptidyl-prolyl isomerization. The transcript has 5 exons. The coding region runs from base 191 to 973 and encodes 260 amino acids. NCBI's taxonomy places the organism in Eukaryota, Fungi, Ascomycota, Dothideomycetes, Pleosporales, Trematosphaeriaceae.
UUCGCAUAUUGUAUUGCAUAGCUGCCCAAUUGCCCCCGCCCCGUCUUUCUCGUGCCCAUUUGAAGCUCUCUGCGCGUCCAGUCUGCCGGUUGUACAUUAGCACUCCGGGUUUCCUGGUGUCUGGCCGGUAAGAGCACCAAAUUUGCCCCCGGCAGCGGCAGCAGCAGCAGCAGCAGCAGCCGGCCUCGGGAUGCUCGCUGCAGCUGCGCGCAUCGCGAUGCAAUGCUCAGGUCGCAUUCACCGCCAAGCCGCCAUCUCGUCUGACGCCACUCACAGGCGCCUACAAAGGUACCCCGCCAUGCCCCACCUCAGGUCUUCUACUCUCCUGCUCGCCUCCGUCCGCUCUUCUGCAACCACCACACUCCGCGCACCCCUCAACAAGCGAUUCUUUACUCCCUCAGCAGCAAACAUGGUCGUCAAGACGUACUUCGACUGCACCUGGACCGGCCCCGAGGUCCAGGUCGACUCCAAGGGCAACAUCACCAACACCGGCGCCGUCAAGGAGCAAUCCGGCCGCAUCAACUUCGAGCUCUUCGACGACGUGGUGCCCAAGACGGCCGAGAACUUCCGCGCCCUCUGCACGGGCGAGAAGGGCUUCGGCUACCAGGGCUCCAAGUUCCACCGCGUCAUCCCCCAGUUCAUGCUCCAGGGCGGUGACUUCACCCGCGGCAAUGGCACGGGCGGCAAGUCCAUCUACGGCGAGAAGUUCGGCGACGAGAACUUCAAGUUGAAGCACAACAAGCCCUUCCUGCUCUCCAUGGCCAACGCCGGCCCGAACACCAACGGCUCCCAGUUCUUCAUCACCACCGUCGUCACCUCGUGGCUCGACGGCAAGCACGUCGUCUUCGGCCAGGUGCCUGACGGCGACACCGAGUCGGUCCGCGUCAUCAAGGCCAUCGAGGCUUGCGGCACCAACUCGGGCACCAUCAAGUACCAGCAGCCGCCCGUCAUCGCGGCCUGCGGCCAGCAGUAGAUGCACGACUUGUAACGGAUAAGGGCACGGCAAGGGCACGGCAAGGGCACGGUCUUCUGCGUGCAAUCAGCGGGCCCGUGCGGUCAGCUGGUUGUCACAAAAGUUUGGGCACUCGGAUCAGUAGCUUCAAUGACAGUCUGAGUUACCGACGAUAAUGCGCAUGCUCCAUUCUACAGCUUCCAUCGUGAUGAUUGCGCCCAAGGGCCAUUGGCAUGGCCGCUCGCAUCGCACGACCACGGCCGCAAAAUUUUGCGUCGCAAGGAGGGGCAAGCACCUUCACCCCACCUCAGCCCAACAUUCAUUAACCCCGC